Molecule: messenger RNA, 3069 nt
Organism: Microdochium trichocladiopsis
Lineage: Eukaryota; Fungi; Ascomycota; Sordariomycetes; Xylariales; Microdochiaceae
Exons: 7
Coding region: 1-3069 (1022 amino acids)
Source: RefSeq, a predicted model, not a curated record
AUGGCCGAGUCGGCAGGCCUGGCGCUCGGGGUUGUAUCUCUGGCAAUCCAAAUCUGCAAAGGCGUCAUCGCGUACACGGACGCAGUUCGUACCAGAGGGAGCGAACUCGGACGGCUCGAUCACAAGGCAAAGACGCUCUCCCAAACCCUCAAGAUUCUCGAGCAGACUGCGAAACAGGUUGCAUCGUCAAUAAACGCGCAAUCGCAGACAACGACAGCAGCAUCAUUAGCAGUCAUCGGCGAAACCAUCCGCUCCUGCGAGGCGGACUUGCUGUCGCUCGAUGAAUUCCUUGUCAAAUAUGCUGGCUGCUCUACUUCAGAUCCAAGUUUCAGAGACAGCUGCAGAGAUGUCUUCCGGAACCUCAAGUAUGGCUUUCACGACAAGGAAGUCGCCGAGAUGGAGCGAAGACUCACAAACGUCAACUCGAUCCUCCUUUUGGGGCUUCAGAACCUCGAACUAAACCUCGGGGUCCACAAUUCUGGACAACUUGCCGCUAUCGAGACCGAACAAUCCCAGGUGUCGACGCGUAUUGGCCAUCAAGAGCAAACACUCGGAACGAUAAAAGCCGAGACGAAUCAGACUCUCCGACAACUCGACGAACUGAGCCAGAGUUUCCAAGCACUCCUCGACCCGCUCCGGGGAAUCACGCCUUUCGGUCUGCCAGCAAUCGAGAGACAUAUAGAUUUGGCCAGUAGCACCAUAGUGGCGCAGACGGAGACGCAGUCAAUGCGCGUCUAUGAUCUCGUCCUCUCGCAGCAGAAGUCAAUCAUGACGGAGUUUGCAGUCUUGAAGGGAAUGGUGACAGCGCAGAGUAAGACGAUCGAUAUCCUGGCCGCAGGCACAGACCACAUGACCGAGUCGGAGCAGAAACUACUGGCACAACAGCUGUCCCAGCACAGCCCCGAUUGUCCUUGGUCGAGUUCUCCUGCCGCUCGGAAACGAGCAGAGCAGUCGACAACAGUCCGUCUCAGUGCAUUCAGCACCAUACUUGGCACAGCGUUGGAGAUCAGCUUUGGCUGGCGUCAGGGCGCCGGCGGCUUCAGUAUCAGCCCCCGGUUAUCCACCCAUCAGAUCGUGGACCCUGACCAUUCUCCGUCGUUCAAGAUCAUGAGAUACCUUGGCAAAAUGUUUGGCGCAAACAUAUUCUCUGAAACAAAGCUGUCAACUCAAGAGACAGAGAGGCUAUUCAGCCUUGCACUGCAGAAACUGCAGCAGGCCUUUGACCGUGGGGAAGCCUCUCCAAACGAUCGAACCAAGCAGGGCAAAACAUUACUCCACGAAUACACGCCUGUCAACGCACAAACUACACAGCUGGGUUCGCUCAGAUCUUUCUACGGCAACUUGUCCGGACGCUUGGUGUUUCUACAGCGCAAGAGUCCAGACUUGAGGGGACUGAGUCUUGAUCACAACAGCACGCCACUCAAUUGGGCCCUCUUGUGGCAUGGUGACAAGGACGUACAUGAGACGAAGACGCUGGAACUACUAAUCCCAAAGUCUGGGGAGGUAGACGAUGGUUUCCCAGCCCUUUCGCCGGACGUGCUUUUCGCAACUUGUGAAACGUCCGUCUCUUAUACCUCCAAUCUGCGAAGGACUCUCAAUUUUGUGUCCAAGCGGCAAGACACAGCAGCAGAGUUCAUCAUGCAGUCUUGUCGCCAGUGGAGACGCCGUGCCGUAGUGGCUGAUACUCAGGCAUGCUGGGCUACCUCGGCGCUGGCCACCAUGUUUUCUCUGCGAUGUGGCAUGCGGCCCCAGUUCUUGCAAUUGGGCCAUGAGACAUGUCGGACCUGUCAAGACAUUUACAUUGCCGAACUGGCGGCCCGACGCCUUCAAGUCAAGCAGAUGGCGCUACAGUACCUCUCUCCGGCCCAGAUCCGGGAAUUCGACCUGGAUUCUCCCGGCCAGCUGGACAGGCAUUUUGGGGGUGUUAUCGAGGCGCUGAGGGAUAUCCGCGUGCCCAUUUCUUCAGAGCUGUUCACUCCAAGUGGCAGAGGGCGGCUUGCAACAUUGUGGCCGGCAAUCAUGCCAGAGGGCAUCGGAUGCCGUCAAUGGGCAACGUCUCUGCUCCGCGCUGGGUUCCGGGACUUUGAAGCGCCCUAUGCCAACGGCUACACUAUUCUCAGGGCUCUGAUACAUGGACCUAAGAAUGACCCCAAGGCAGGGCGUAUCUUGGAUGCCAUGAAUUGGAUCGUAGACCAUGGACAAAAAGGGACCAGUGUGCUCUAUGAGAUCUGGGGCAACGUUCAUUCCGGGAAGCCCGGCCGAGACUGCGGCUGCGUCAUUUCCAGACACAAGCAUACCAUGCAGCACGCGACUAUCGGCCACAUGCUUGCUGGCAGCAUCAAGUGCGACAGGGCGGGAGUCAACGCUGGGAUGAUAGCGGGCGACAGCUCAUACGGGCGCACGCCCUUUGUGUACUUGCUCGGCGACUUCGUGCACUCUGCGGCAUGUGACAUCGCUCCGCGAUCGCUCGCUGGGCUCCUUGAGGAGCUGAUCGUUGCAUCUGACGACUCGUGGGGGGCUUGCCAUUACCGUGCCGCUUUUCGGUUCAUCACAUUCGAAGCCCUCUGCAUGGAGCACACAUGCGAUUACGCGCCGGACGAUGCGUGGCCCGACUAUGCAUUUGUAGACUCUGGUCAACGAUCAUCAGCUCGCGGGCAAGACGUCGCGAGGGCAUUCGAGCGUGUUGUUGCUGUGUUUGAUCGAUUAGUCCAACAGGAAUCUCACAUCUCGGAGACGCCAGGCAAGAGCAAGGACCAGCCAACCUUCGCCCAAUGUGUUGACGACAGCAUUGGCCACGACGCCCAAGGCAAGUCGGCAAACUCAUGCGUAGCCCAGCCCCCAAGACCUUGGAAGAUAGCCGUCGAGGUCCGCAAGGAUUGGUUAGAUUUAUGGGUCAAGUACGCGGAGACAGCGCUUGACGACCUUUCUGACGAGAGUGUCAAUCCUUGUCGUGUUUCGUGGUGCGAUCUACCACCAGCACGGGGCAACAAGACAAGAAGAAAUAAUAAGCUCGCGGAUGUUUUGAAUACCCCGAGAGAACACUGGAUUCGCCAGCUCGAAAUACUAUAG